UCUUUAUAAAUUCGUAGACAUAAUUAAACGAUGAAUUCGCACUGCAAUGUUAUCAUUACGCCUUUUGAACUCCGCCCAAAUAUGUGACGUCACAUAUAACGUCGCAUCGGGCAUGUGAGGGGUGUUGAUAUCCUAGCUGCUAUAUUGUUAUGCAUAUAUAUGAGUGGUAAAUUAUAGCUGCUUGGCAUUCAAAUGAUCGAUUCUUCGCUUCUAGUUAGGAAAGGAAAAUAUGCUGCCCAAGAGGAAUCUGGAAGACAGUCUUCAAGACGAGGAAUUAUCAAAGACAUUGUUUUUCAUCCGCACUUUACGGAUCAGCCUUGAAUAUUUUGCCUCGCCUAAUAUAUUGGUUUUGUAUCGACGAUAGACAUUAAAGAGGAGCUUAUUCUGAAUUUUACCAGUUCUUGAAGGAACUCAAUGACAUCGUGAACUUGUUAUCUUCUAGAAUCCAAUGCGAGUAUUUAUAAAACAACCCAAUUAAUUGAUCAUAAUACUGGAUUGUUCCCAAUAGGACAUUGCUAAUACAAAUGUACCCAGUUGACCUACUCCUUCCAAUGUCAAUAAAGGACCAAUUGUGACACUGCUCUUUCUCAGGCAAAGUAUCAUCCAGGCUUUAAGUGGACCUGGGAUUGACAGCGACCUUCUUUUGAUUUUCCCUUUUUCCGCUCACCAAAGGAUGGAUGAUUUCCAAAGAGGCUGAAUCAGAAAUGAAGCGAUGAAUGAUCUUUAGUUCUAACAAUUACUUCUGAAGGAACAAUCUUGAUAACGGUGUGCCAUCCGCCUAGGAAUCUAUCCCUAUUCACUUGCUUCGCGUUAUAUUAUGCUGAUGAGAAUCGUUGUCAAAUUCUAAAAGGAUAAAUAUCUUUACGAAUCAAUUCAAUUUCGUCCCAACUUAGGAAGUAGUUGGGAAGUGAAUUGAAGAAGUACUCCGUGACAACAUUAAAGAACGCAUCCUGUAAUUUACCUGUUCGAAUUUAACUAACAUUUUAAUGGGGAGAAGUUAGCGUGUUUCACAAAGAGUGAAAGAGACGGAUGCACAACUCUUGAAGGAAAUAUAACCAAAACGGAACGCAGAGUAUAUUCUCAGUACAUUACUUGUAAGAUCCUGUAUGUCGACCGAAGGCGACGUGGUUUAUAUACACGAGGUACAGUUGAGUAAUCUUUAUGCCAUGACUGACGGAGAUGGAUGUCCGCUAGAGAUGGGUAAUUAUUCGAUCGUAGCUUAUGCAGACGAAUAUCUUUACCCACCUGGUGAGGCGGUCCUCAUCACCAUCAUCAUGCCGAUCAUUUGGGCCAUCGGCGCCAUAUCCAAUAUUGCCUUCAUUUUCGUCGUAGUGCGCAUCCGUCGCAUGCGUACCGUCACCAACUUCUACCUCCUCAAUCUGGCCGUCGCGGACAUCAUGUUUUUGUGUUUUGCAGUUGGAGAAAAGCUGGGCCGUUAUGCAGCGUCCCCAAUUUACAAUGAUCAGUUCAACCUGAAGCCAGUCGGAUGCGUGCUCGUCAACUUCUUCGUACAGCUCUCCUUCUAUGGCUCCAUCUUUUUGGUUACUCUGGUAACCCUAGAGAAGUACUACGCAGUGUGUCGACCUGUCCAACACCGGCUUAUCAGUGGGAAUAAACGAACGAUCCGGACCAUAGCGGCGGCGUGGUUACUGGCGAUUGCUUUCGCAGCAAUCCUCAUUCCAGCGUGGGCAAACUGGACCCGGAGUUGUUUGAAUUGGCCGGAUAUUGAAAAGUACAACUCCUUACCAAAAAUAUUCGCCACCUGCCGCCCAUUGUCUGUCACGUAUGCUUAUUUCAGCAACGGUAUGCAAACAAUACCGUUUUUCGUCGUCUUGGUUCUUAACCUCCUUAUGUAUGUGUUUAUCAUACGCGCUGUUAAUACGCGCGUAGUUGCACGCGAAAAUCACCUUGCGUCAUCUGUCGCACGUAGAGUCCGGAUACGUGACCAGGUAGUGCGUAUGCUCGUUGUAAAUGGCAUCAUAUUCUUCAUUUGCCUCGCUCCGCUACAGAUCUUUUCGUUCGCCUCGAUGAUUAUCGGCAUAUUGGAGGCCGUUACGGGCAGCAGUUUCGUCAUCAAUCAUGAGGAACAGAUUCUCUGGACAUGCCGUAUCUUCUCCUACAUCAAUUCGGCCAUCAACCCAUUCGUGUAUGCAUUCACCAACCCGAGGUACCGAGAGGCAUUUAUGGAGGCAUUUGCAUGUUGUCAUUCCCUAAAACGCCAUCUGCUGAAGAAGGCAAGGGUCCAAGAGAAUGGAUCAAGUAAUGUCAGCACGGAUCAGACUGCCACCAUGAAGCGAUUCCAAAUCCGCAAGGAGUCGAUGGCCACAACCGAUUCCCAACUGUCGAAAAGUCGCUCCCCAUCGAUUAUCGCAAACGAUGUUGCAAUUUAAAUUACAUUCAGCUGCAGAUUUUUAAAUAUUCCUUGAGGACUUCGAAAUAAACAUAUACGCACACGAAUACACACUCGUCGAUCACUUCGACAAAUGUUUGACUCACUCACUUCAUUGAUGAUAUAAAAUUACGCGAAUAGAAGAAAAAAACUUCAUGCGGAGAGAGUAGUUUGUGUUGUAAAUAAGGGGGUUUUUUUUAUUGUCAUUUAUGUGUAAACGGAAAAAAAGUCAAUUUCGAUCUCAGAAUAAACGAUAAAUUUUCCUCACAAAUCACAACUUCGCGCUAUUUUAACAAGGGAUUUUUGGAAAUAUUUCAUUUUCUUACUUUUUUCGGUUUUUCGUGAACUGGUAUGAUUAGUAACUGCUGUUUAUCAAUGAUGCAUAUGAAAUUUGCAUUAAUGUCAUGAGAAGCUCGAACCAACUGCAAUUGGGCUGCUUUAAGACGGAAACGUUUGUCGUAUAG
This is a messenger RNA of Lytechinus variegatus (green sea urchin), 2853 nucleotides long. Its product is annotated as cholecystokinin receptor type A-like. Bases 1107 to 2390 code for a protein of 427 amino acids. NCBI's taxonomy places the organism in Eukaryota, Metazoa, Echinodermata, Echinoidea, Temnopleuroida, Toxopneustidae. The record is from RefSeq and is a predicted model, not a curated record. The transcript has a single exon. Gene Ontology annotation, cellular component: plasma membrane. Gene Ontology annotation, biological process: G protein-coupled receptor signaling pathway. Gene Ontology annotation, molecular function: G protein-coupled receptor activity.